UUUCGGCACUACACCGUGACCCAUUUCGUGUCCUCAAUGAGUGCCUCUGCUGACGUCCUGGCCCUGUCCAAAAUCGAGAUAAAGUUGUCUGACAUCCCAGAGGGGAAAAACAUGACCUUCAAGUGGAGAGGCAAGCCUCUGUUUGUUCGUCACAGAACAGAGGAGAUCACAGCCGAGCAGAACAUUGAUCUUUCAGAGCUCUGGGACCCCCAGCAUGACAAAGACCGCAUCACCAACCCCACCUGGGUCAUCGUCACUGGUGUCUGCACUCAUCUCGGCUGUGUCCCAAUCACAAAUGCCGGUGAUUACGGCAGGUACUACUGCCCCUGCCAUGGGUCACAUUACGAUGCUUCAGGAAGGAUCAGAAAAGGACUCGCACCUCUCAACUUGGAGGUGCCUUAUUAUGAGUUUCCUGAUGAGGAUACUGUAAUUGUUGGAUAAACAAUGGACAUUUUCACUGUAUGCUUUUAAUGUCUGUCCAAAUCUAAAUAUCAAUAAAUAUAUAUUUUAAAGCAACCUACAUCUAUUUUUGAGGCAUGCAAAUCUUGGUUACAAAUUAACACAAACAGUUCUAUCAGACCAAAAAAAAAAUUUCAAUUAAAUAUUUUUAAAAAGGCAAUGAUUCAACAAUAUCAUUCACAUAUGUUCUAUAAUGCUUCCUAAGUGUUCUGAAAAUAUGGCACAUUAUGUCAGGAUAUUAUUGCAAAGAAUAUACAGUGCUUGAUUCAUAUGGAAGCUUGUUUCUGCCAGGGAAUAAAAAAUUUAAAAAGUAAUUGCAA
Messenger RNA from Sinocyclocheilus grahami, 779 nucleotides. Its product is annotated as cytochrome b-c1 complex subunit Rieske, mitochondrial-like. The record is from RefSeq and is a predicted model, not a curated record. Gene Ontology annotation, molecular function: quinol-cytochrome-c reductase activity; 2 iron, 2 sulfur cluster binding. Lineage: Eukaryota; Metazoa; Chordata; Actinopteri; Cypriniformes; Cyprinidae. The annotation marks the transcript as partial. Gene Ontology annotation, cellular component: membrane. The transcript has a single exon.